This is a messenger RNA of Halichondria panicea, 904 nucleotides long. Its product is annotated as ankyrin repeat family A protein 2-like. The record is from RefSeq and is a predicted model, not a curated record. The coding region runs from base 30 to 722 and encodes 230 amino acids. The transcript has 7 exons. Gene Ontology annotation, molecular function: protein binding. Lineage: Eukaryota; Metazoa; Porifera; Demospongiae; Suberitida; Halichondriidae.
ACAGAGGGUUAUCUGCCACCUGGGAAGAGAUGGAGCUGAAGAAGGAUGUGCUGUUGAUGGUGCAGUCGAUGGCAGCAUCUCUGAGUGAGGACAUUGGUCUCAAAGGGUGUGUGCUCUCCCUGCUGUCCCUGGGUUGUAUUGCCUUCAUCCUCUGGCUCACAACUCACCAGCAAUCAUCCCCACAUAGUCAAGCUCUCACUCCUCACCAAUGGAGGGUACUACUUGACCUCGCUAAGACGUCUUACCAUCGUGAGCACAGAAACGCAGUGUUGGCAGUACUGGACCACGGGGUGGAUGUCAACAACUACACUGACCCAACCACUGGCCUCACUCUAUUACUAUGUGCUUGUUUGAGUGGACAAAAAGAGCUCGUAACAACACUACUUGACAAAGGUGCGCACCCUAAAGCCGUCACCACCUCGGGUCAUUCAGCCUUAUCCCUCGCUACCUGGGCCUGCAACACAAUCGAAGCUUCUGACCCCGACCUGCUAGAUCUGUUAGCAUGCAGAGGAGUGGAGGUGAACCAACAAGAUUGCCAUGGCAACACGGCUCUCUCAAUAGCUGCUCUGUGGGGAAGAGCAGACGUUGUCACAACACUACUUCAAAAUGGUGCAGACCCUGACGUGUGCGGUGGUGAUCAUGUGCGACCUCUUGACCUUGCCGAGGGCUGCGGAAACAAUGAGGUUGCUAGGUUACUAGUGGUACACUCCACAAAACAUUAAUCAAAAACCGUACACGGCUAUAUCACUUCUGUCUCAUAUACACUGUCAUUCCUUGUCAUCAAAUGCUUUAUUUAUUAUUAUAUUAUGUAAUUAUGACAUCAUUAUUGAUCAUAGCUGCAUGGCAAUAAAUUAUGACCUCGUACCCAAGUACCGUAUUACUAGAAUGUUUCGCGAGCAUCAAA